Molecule: messenger RNA, 4131 nt
Organism: Pieris rapae (cabbage white)
Lineage: Eukaryota; Metazoa; Arthropoda; Insecta; Lepidoptera; Pieridae
Gene: Pgant5
Product: polypeptide N-acetylgalactosaminyltransferase 5
Exons: 14
Coding region: 225-2090 (621 amino acids)
Cellular component (GO): Golgi apparatus
Source: RefSeq, a predicted model, not a curated record
UAAACUUAAUUAUUUAAGGAAUUUGAAAAUAUUCUGUAAUGGCAGUGUAGAUAAUUGUUUCAAAUGUUAUGUUAAAAAUUAUAGUAAAAUUAUAUAUCCGGAAACCUACUUUUAAAAUAACUUGGUUCAUGAAGUAGACGGGUCUGUGAAUGGUUGGACCACUGACAUUCGCGUGUUAAAUUGACAUGUGGCAGUGAAUAAACUAGUAAAUCUUAUUAGUUAAAAUGUUUAGAAGUAAAAUAAGGAUACACACAUGCCGAAUUAUCCUUCUUACAUCGCUUGUGUGGUUGUUAGUUGAUGUUGCAAUACUAACUUUUUAUUCUGACUGUUUUGGUGAUGGUUGCAACAAGAAAACAACAAACGAUUAUGGAUUAAGGGAUGUAGAAGAAUUAAGGGGCAAAAAAGCUGCAAUAGCUGCCGGAUUACAUAGAGAUGUGGGGGAUGAUGAUACGAACCUUGAGGAGAAUGAGGUAGAACCAGAAGUUGGUGAUGAUGGGUUAAAUUUGCCCUCAUAUCCAAGAUCUAGACUUAAGAAGUGGAAACCUGCUCCACAAAUAAAACCUCAAGCAGACUUACCAGGAGAAAUGGGUAAACCAGUGAACAUUCCAAUAGAACAAGAAAAGAUAAUGUUGGAAAAAUUUCAGGAAAAUCAAUUUAAUUUAAUGGCUAGCGACAUGAUCUCAUAUAAUAGGUCAUUGACUGAUGUUAGAUUUGAAAAGUGUAAAGAUAAGCCAUAUCCACAACUACUGCCAACAACAAGUGUAGUGAUUGUUUUCCAUAAUGAAGCAUGGUCCACACUGAUAAGAACUAUAUGGAGUACAAUAAAUAGAUCCCCACGGCCACUUUUGAAGGAAAUUAUAUUGGUUGAUGACGCAAGUGAGAAAGAACAUUUAGGCAAGAAGCUAGAAGAGUAUAUUAAAACACUGCCGGUGCCGACGCAUUUGUUUCGUACGGAGAAUCGUUCGGGUCUGAUUCGCGCGCGUCUCCUCGGCGCGAAACACGUGAAAGGUGACGUCAUCACCUUCUUGGACGCUCAUUGCGAGUGCACAGAGGGUUGGUUAGAGCCGCUUCUCGCGAGGAUCGUUGAAGAUAGGACUACAGUUGUAUGUCCGAUCAUUGAUGUAAUUUCGGACUCAACAUUCGAGUACAUUCAAGCUUCGGACAUGACGUGGGGCGGUUUUAAUUGGAAACUCAACUUCAGAUGGUACCGUGUACCAGAGCGUGAAAUGGCGAGAAGAGGGGGCGACCGAACAGCUCCCUUACGCACGCCUACAAUGGCCGGUGGCCUGUUUGCCAUCGACAGGGACUAUUUCUACAAAAUCGGCUCUUACGACCAGGGUAUGGACAUCUGGGGUGGAGAGAACUUGGAGAUGAGCUUCAGGGUGUGGCAGUGCGGCGGGCGCCUUGAAAUAGUGCCUUGCUCUCACGUCGGCCACGUGUUUCGUGAUAAAUCUCCGUACUCAUUCCCCGGUGGAGUUCAAAACGUGGUCCUCCAUAACGCGGCAAGAGUUGCCGAAGUGUGGAUGGACGAAUGGGGAGAGUUCUAUUACGCCAUGAAUCCAGGUGCCUUGAACGUGCCUGUCGGUGACGUCACUGAACGGAAGGCUUUGCGGGAGAACCUGAAAUGCAAGAGCUUCAGAUGGUACCUGGAGAAUAUUUACCCGGAGAGUCAGAUGCCUCUUGAAUAUUAUUAUUUGGGAGAGAUUCGAAACGCUGAAACGUCUAAUUGUCUCGACACUCUGGGCGGGAAAGCUGGGCAGCCCCUGGGAAUGGGAUACUGUCAUGGAAUGGGUGGGAAUCAGGUGUUCGCAUAUACAAAACGCAAGCAGAUUAUGUCUGAUGACAAUUGCCUUGAUGCAGCCCACCCAAGGGGUCCAAUUAAGCUAAUCCGAUGUCAUGGGAUGCGAGGAAACCAGGAGUGGACUUAUGAUGCUAAGUUGCGCACGAUAAAGCACUCCAACACGGGUAUGUGCCUUACAAAGCCGGAGUCAGCGGAUGUAUGGAAGCCGGUCCUGAGGGCGUGUGAUAAGUCAAGGGGACAGCAGUGGCUGAUGCAACUUGACUUCAAGUGGCAAGCCCGUCGCAGCUAGUGCACCUCGAUAAUAUUUAACAACGAUAGACCACAUCAGUCUUCCCCUAUCGUUAUAUAUUAGAUUCGUUUAUUCCUAUGUCUAGUUUUAUAUCGACUUUGCCCAAUUUGACAAUACAUCUCGUAUUCCCUGAUGUUGCUCAAACUGUUUGUUUGCUCUUGGAAUUAUUUAGCGUAAGAUUGUAAUCGUACGAUGGAAUUUUGAGAUUAAAUCCACGUUGGAAAUUUUCGCGUUAUCAAAGUUUUAUAAGUGUUUCUAAUCGUGUUCAAAUACGCAAAUAAAUUAAUUAUAUAAGAUAAAUUUAAAUUUUGGAAGGAGAUAAAGUUUUUACCAGCUCCAAUAUUUAAUAUAUGUAUGUGUUUAAAACGUCUUAAAAAACUGAUUAAUACAUCUAUGAGUUGUAUCAUGUCCAAUAACUCUCAAAUAAUACUACAAAGAUAAAUUUGAGUUGUUCUUUAAUUUUCUUUAUGUAUUUAAAACGUUUUAAAAAGCUUAUGUUUAUAAGUUUAAGGCAUGUAUCAGUUUAUACAUGUUCAAAUACUGAAAACUCUCCCAAAAAUUUGCUUAUUACUAAAUAUGUAUUACAAUAUUAUGACACACACAACAAUUUUGAGCAACUCCUUGAAUUCUUCUUUGCGUAUUUGAAUAUAAAUAAUAAAAGGAAUUUCGAUGAUGCCCAUUUGAGUUAUCCACGUGUGAAGUGAUAAAUCAAAAGUUAUGACGUUUUCCAGAAAUUAUCACGAAUUUAUUGUUAAUGUUCCAUAAUUAUUUAACGCUUAUUUCUGUUUCGAGUACUGUGACUGUUGAAGUUUUCGAGAGAUUUUACAUUUCCGUUUUUUUUCUCGUUGAACAUUACAAAUUCCAAUGUUUGAUAUGUUAAAGAUUGUUUCCAAUAUUUCAGUUUGGUUUUGCAAUUCUACGCGUCACCUUAAUUUCAUUUUCCUCCUCAUUUGGAGAUUUACGCUUUAGAGAAACAUUCCUUGUUCAAAAUAUAUGUCAAUUCUUUAUAAAUAUUUGUUAACGUCCUCAAAUAAACAAUUUUUUACACCUCUGUAAUAAGAUGUCAUUUUGACAUCGAGAGAAUAAAAAUGGAAAAGUAUGCUACCUUGGUAAACACAUGCAGGUGUUCACUAGACAGAAAUAAUAUAGUUUUUAUAGGAUCUAUCUAUUCAAUAAGAUUUUAACAGUAGAACUAUUAUCUGCAUAUUUUCUAGCACUCUGUUGAUAUAUUUUCCUAUCAUAUUUAGAAGGCUAGGGCACUCUGUGCCAUAUUCGAUUUAUGCUUCCUUCUUCAUGUAAACCCCAUUUUAAUGUUUUCUUAAUGGACAUUUAACAUCUUCGAGUAAUUUUGUAAUUGUUAAGCUAGUCUUGAGAGGAUUAGGAACGUGGGAGAAUAAAUUAGAUUGUAUUCCAAACAAAAGGGGCUUUUCCGAUUUCUAUUGACUUAUUUCUUACGUGUUUUCUCGAUUGGGUUUAUAUCCAACCGUAUAUAAAGUUAAAAUUGUUUAUACUCCCGUUUGUUUUCCACCACAUUGAUAUAACAAUGUGUAUUACAACGUUUAAACGGUGGCCUGAAAAAGGCUAUUUUUAAAGUGUUCGAAUUAAAAUUGUAUAACUCUUGUUUAAAAUUUAUUGAAAAAGCACCGCUUUUAUCGGAAUUGUAUCAUUAUUACUUUGAAUUCUUGUGUAAUUAAAUUACUAUCUUUGAGUAUUUUGCCGACCUGAUAUCAAAUCCGUUCUUCUUAUCUGCGACUACGUGCGUAAGCUGUCUUUACUCGAAGAUGUAUGACUAUGUUUGAAGUUACUAUUUUCUUGAGUAAUGCUUAUUUACUGCCAGUGAUAGGAGUUAUUUUCAUUAAAUUUAUUGAAUGAUUUUAUAUAAAUGUAUGUUACGUCGCAUGGUUGUUAUAUUAUAUAUUUAAUUUCGUUGCAACAAGAGAUUGUAACAUUAGGUAUUUUUAUAAAUAUUUAUAAAACACGCUAAAUCUGCAUAUUGAUUCUAAUCAUUCCAUUAAUUACAAAUUUAUAAAGUAAAAAUGAA